This is a messenger RNA of Malania oleifera, 1133 nucleotides long. Its product is annotated as protein FD. Gene Ontology annotation, cellular component: nucleus. Gene Ontology annotation, molecular function: DNA-binding transcription factor activity. The record is from RefSeq and is a predicted model, not a curated record. Lineage: Eukaryota; Viridiplantae; Streptophyta; Magnoliopsida; Santalales; Ximeniaceae. The transcript is spliced from 3 exons. Gene Ontology annotation, biological process: positive regulation of DNA-templated transcription. Bases 121 to 915 code for a protein of 264 amino acids.
CCCCAUCUGCAGCUCCCAACGGCAACUUCAAACACUUCUGAGUAAAACCCUCCCCUACUCUGCUUUCACCGGUUCUCCCCUGUUCCUGAAAGCACAUAUCGAUAUUCUCCUCUCCCUUCGAUGUUGCCAUCAAAAACCAGAGAAGAUCGGAACAUUUCCACAUCUUCUUCCUCCAAAUCGUCUUCCACCUCCUCAUCUCCAUCCCCCUUCUCCCUCACCAAUUCGUCUCUGAUCAGCAUCGUCCCCACUCCCACACCCAAAUCCAUGGAAGAGGUCUGGAGAGACAUCAAUCUCCCUUCCCUCCCCUCCUCCGACGUUCCCGCACCCCGGAACAUGGUAGCCGUCGGCCACAACCCCACCUUUCGCGGCCUCGUCCUCCAAGACUUCCUCGCUGCCAGAGACCCCCCGGUCGCAUCCGUCUCCGACGGCCCCUCCGCCGGUGGGGGCCCUGCACUCUCCCGUUCCCCUGCUGCGCCGCCCCCCGCCACCGUCCUCAGCCUGAACUCCGGCCCCGAGUUUCGUUUCCUCGACGGAUCCGAUGACGCCCUUCGGCCGCAUUCGACCACGCAUUUGCAGACCCAUCGCCCAAUUUCAAAUGGUUCUUUUCCUUUCGACGGCCCCUUUGAUGUUUUGGCUUCUUCUUCUGGUAUGUUUCCUUUCGGGAAUAAACGGUUCCCGGAAACCGACGGCAGCUCCGGCGACCGCCGCCAUAAGCGUAUGAUCAAGAACCGAGAGUCCGCGGCUCGCUCCAGAGCUAGAAAGCAGGCUUACACGAACGAACUGGAGAGGGAAGUUGCCCAUUUGAUGGAAGAGAACGCCAGACUUAGAAGACAGCAGGAACAGUUAUACCUGGCUGCUGCAACACAGCUUCCCAAAAAGCCAACGCUCCAGAGAACCUCGACUGCUCCUUUUUAAGAAGCAUCCAAGAAUUGUGGCUUUCGCCAGCGUAAUCAUCUUUCUCAUUCCAGAGAGAGAGAGAGAGAGUAAAGUUGAUGAUGGUUGAGAUGUAGUUAAUUGGUUUUGAAUGAGUCGGGGCAUGUAGGUACAAUGCAAUAUUAGCCACAUUAUGGUCCAUGUGUAAAUUUGUGCAGAGAAUUAAGGAAAUAGAUAGUGCAUAGUUUUUGCUCUCUCAA